CUCCAUUGUGCUUUUACAUUUUUCACAGCCCCGCCUUUUAUGUUCAGUAUAUAAAGCGCACACCCGCCCUUGCUCUACAGGAAUUGUUCCAGUGGAAGGAAAGAUGGAGAAAGAAAGACAGACGCCCAGUGACAUGCGUCUGUGGGACACGGCCCGAGAGGUCCCCGACAUUGAAGAUCAACAGACGCCAUGGAAGAUGAUCAAACUAGUGAAGAUCAUCUCUCUGUGUGUCGUGGCCGUGUUAGUGUUUGGAUUGGCCCUGUGCAGCAAGGUCUCCUUCCUCCUUCUGGUCACCUUGUCCAACGAAGGCACAAAGACCCUCCCGAGUCAGAUGAGACCCGUCGCUCUGCUUCUGAUCGGCUGCGUCCUCAUAAGUUCCAGCGUCUUAGUAUUCAUCAAAAGCAUGUGGAAGGCGUGCUACAAAACAUCCAAACUGCCCAGAAAGUCGACCAUUGCCCUGGUUCUGUUCAUUGAGUUCCUGGUGGCUAUGGGGGCAGCGAUUCUCACCAUCGUUGCAAUGCCCCACCUGGACAUUGUGACCAACGUGACGAUACUGAACGGCGUAGCCGUGCUCUCCACGCUCCUACAGGUGAUCACGCAGUGCACCGCCAAGGAGAGGAACCGCUUCAUGGUGCCCUCCAUCACCGCCUUCCUCCUCAUAUUGCUCGGCUACGUCCUCUUCCUCGUCCUGUAUAUCACGAAGGAUCCCACUAAUACCCGGAGGAUCAUCUGGGCGGGUCUGGCUGUCGGCGGGUCCAUCUUGAUGUCCUUCAACUGGUGGGAGAACUACUUCAAGCUCAUCAGCAAGAACCGCCAGAACAAUAAGAAAUCCCAGAAGGACAUCGAGGACCCCAAGAUCAACAAGCGCCACUCCUCCAACUUCCUUGGAGCCUUGUGUGCAGACGUGACAGCGUGCCAGAACGUUCUGUACAUGCUCUCCAGCGUGCUCAGGAUCGCGGUGACCGCCGGCGUGCUCGGAGCCUACGUCCCUCUGGACAAAAUGGACUGGACCAUCGUCACCUCCAUCCCGAGCCGUGAGACAAGAAUCAUAGCCAUCAUCAUCGGGGUCCAGCUGAUCUCCUCCGUGCUCUGCCACUGGUUUUCUUUGGUGGCCUGCAAGAUGCACGCCCUGCGGCGGUGCUUUAUCCUGCCUUUGUACCUGGCGUCUCUGGCCGUCAUGGUCCUCUUCAUCGUCCCCGUUAUCGUUUUCCAUCAAAACUACAGAAACGCUCAGAGCGGGAUUCAAAGCUCCGACUUCAGAGGCUACUGCAACGACGUCAUCAAUGCGAGAAACCAAAGUCUGAGCGGCGACGUGUUCCGAGAUCUGGUUCAGGAUGUGACUCGCACUCUGUGCUUCCUGGACUUGUCCAGGGUGUAUGACAUCGGCCUGCUGACAGGUUCAGCAGUGUGCUGGUGGCUUGGUCUCGUGUUGGCCACCCUUCAUCUGUGGUACCUCAACGUGGCUCGUAUCCAGAGAACCCAAGACUUGUUCAUCAGGAGGCUGUUUGAGGGGGCCUUUAUCGAGCAGUCCCUACUCCUCAACACACGAUUCGACAUUCUGUCAAAAGAGAGGAGAAAGAAGAAAGGGGGGUUUGAUACUGCGAGGAUUUAUCUCUGCGCAACCAUGUGGCACGAAACGCACAAUGAGAUGAUGAACAUUAUUAUCUCCAUAUUCAGGCUGGACAAGUACCGACCAAAGACAGUACAAUUAUACGACGAUUUCACCUUUGAAGCCCAUAUUUACUUUGACGACGCAUUCCAACAUGUUGAAGGGAGUCAGGGGGAUCACCUCAACAAAUAUGCACAGGAUCUCGUUAAUGUCCUCACGGAGGUUUAUGGCAUCUUCGUAAACAUCGAUGGAAAGUUCUUCAACAAAAAGCAGGAGAUCCCUGAUCUGAAGAUUAUGAAGACGCCGUACGGGGGUCGUCUGGUGAUCAAAAUGCCUCAAGGCAAUGAAAUCUUUGUUCACUUCAAAGACAAAAAACUCUUCCGCCACAAGAAGAGAUGGUCUCAGGUCAUGUACCUCUACUAUCUUCUGGGCUAUAAAAUCAUGAGCAAACACUACGCAGGCUGGGAGAAAAGACAAGACGAGGCUGAGCUGAAAGAGGCGGUUAAUAAGGAGAAAAGAAACACCUACAUCCUGGCUUUAGAUGGCGACACAGACUUCCAACCGGCUGCUGUGAUGCUGCUCAUCGACCGUUUGAAACAGUACCCAAAAGUCGGUGCAGCUUGUGGCAGGAUUCACCCAACCGGAACAGGUCCCAUAGUGUGGUUCCAGAAGUUUGAAUACGCCGUCAGUCAUUGGUUGCAGAAGACGGCGGAGCACGUGAUCGGCUGCGUGCUCUGCAGCCCCGGUUGCUUCAGUCUGUUCAGAGCAGAAGCGCUGAUGGACGACAACGUGAUGAAGACAUACUCCACCGUGUCCUCGGAGGCGCACCACUACAUCCAGUACGACCAAGGUGAGGACCGCUGGCUGUGCACCCUGCUGCUAAAGCAAGGAUGGAGGGUGGAGUACAACGCGGCAUCUGAUGCUUACACCAAUGCACCUGAGGAUUUCAAAGAACUCUACAACCAGCGUCGCCGAUGGGGGCCGUCGACAAUGGCCAACGUGAUAGAUCUGAUUGGCGACACCAGCGCCGUUUCCAAGAAGAACUCCUCCAUGUCCAAACCGUUCAUGUUCUACCAGCUCUUCGCCAUCGCCUCAUCCAUUCUGGCCCCGGCCACAAUCUGCCUAAUGAUCGCUGGUAGUUUGACCUUUGUCCUUUCAAUAAAUGGUGAAUCUGCCCUGGUCCUGGCUGUUAUACCUCCCAUCAUCUUCCUGAUUCUCUGCUUCAAACUCAAAUCAGACACUCAGAUAGCUGUUGCUGGGAUCAUGAGUAUCCUAUACGCAUUCCUCAUGAUGGUGGUGGCGAUAACUAUUAUCGGCUCUAUGGUGAAAGAAAAAACCAUCCUGACACCCAGCAGCAUUUUUGUCGUCACCAUGGCCUCAAUUUACGUAAUCACUGCCAUAAUGCAUCCCCAAGAAGCACAUUUGGUGUUCCACGCCUUUCUCUACAUCAUCAGCAUCCCUAGCGCUUACCUUCUGCUCACCAUCUACUCCAUGGUCAACAUGAACAAUGUGUCCUGGGGCACACGGGAGACAAAACCUACUGCGGGUCCUGCAACAGAAGAUCCGGUAACCAAGCAGACAAACACCCAGAAAGCAAUGAGCAUCGUACAACGGCUCUCCUUGUGGUGCAAAUGUUGUAAAAAAUCAAACCAGAGACUUGGAAUAAUGCAGCCACCUGUCAGCCAGGAGAAUCUGAUCCCAGAGGCCCAACAGCCUGAACCGCAGCCGCAAAACACACAUGUGUCUGACGAAAGGAUCCCAGAGGUUCAGAGUGGCGAAGCACCGAUGGCUGUCUUUGACUCCCCAGCCCAAUGUUUUGUCACACAACUACAAAAUACAACCAUUCAUCUGAAUGAGGAUUCCCUCGACAAGGAGGAGGAGCAGUUCUUUAUAGAGCUUUGCGAGAAGUACCUGAAACCUCUGGAGGACAACAAAGAGACCAAACAAAAGAUUACCCAUGACCUGCGAGACCUGAGGAACAAGGUGAACUUUGGCUUCUUCAUGGUGAAUGCCUUGUGGCUGGUGGCUACCUUUACCUUCCAGCUCUUGCAGGCCUCUUUCGCCAUCAGGAUCCCUUUGGUCGACCUCCAGCUCCAGCAAACCGGACAAACCAUCACAAUUGACCCCAUCGCCUUCAUGUUCAUUCUGGGUUUUGCGAUAUCGGUGAUAAUUCAGUUCCUGACGAUGUUCUACAGCAGAAUCUACACCCUGAUCCAUUAUGUGGCCUUUUUGGACACCGAGCCCAAACAGCGGAAACCAAAAUACAAAAAGGGCAAAAAGCUGAAAUCAAUUGAGGACAACUCUGAUUCCAUCGCCGAAACCAUCACUGACACCGUCACCGACACCGACACCGUCACCGACAUCGACAUCAACUCUGACACCAUAUCCGACGGCGGCUCUGAGCUGGACUCGUUUGAGAGUGAUGAUGAUGAGUUCUAUGACGAUGUGGCACUUUAAACCACAGACUACACUUCAUGUGAGAUUCUACAGAUGUAUUUUACUGUACAUAUAAUUAAUUUAUUUUUGUUUGUGACAAAAUAUUCAUGAAGGAGCUUAGAUAUCAUGAUAUGAUACACUGCACAUCUUGGUUUGCUGCUUAUGUGUUGAAAAAAAACUAAUGUGAAGUGCAAUGAAGGAAGUUUAGACACAACUACAGACGUUUUUAUUUUCCUUAAUGAGCCUGAGAGACGCACUGUAAAAAGAAAGAGAUUAUCUGAUCGAGCUAUUUGACGUUUAGAGCAUGAUGUUGUGAACUGUGUGAUUAUUACUAUAUGUUGUUCUGCUGUUGAGUUCUUUAUAUAUAUAAAUAUAUAAAUAUAUAUAUAUAUAUUCACACAAUGACGGUAUUUCUGUGUUUGAAACCCAUAAAUGUAGACUUUUUGGGAGCAAUGUCAUUGUAAUGUAAUUUCACCAUUGCGAUUUGACAGGUAAAAAUAAGAUGCAGGGUCGUUUUAUUUAUCAGAGGAUGCACAUUAGACACUGAAAAGAAUGCUAUCUUUGAAUUUACUUUUGAAUGUAAAAUCAAGAAUUAUCUUUGAUUUAAACUUCUGUAUUUAAACCUUUUAAUGCAAUGAUGUCGAGCAGAUGUUUUUCUGCUUUGGAUUGUUCUUGUUUCUCAAUAAAGCACACCAUGAUAAA
Molecule: messenger RNA, 4747 nt
Organism: Pungitius pungitius (ninespine stickleback)
Lineage: Eukaryota; Metazoa; Chordata; Actinopteri; Perciformes; Gasterosteidae
Product: chitin synthase chs-1-like
Exons: 22
Coding region: 104-4066 (1320 amino acids)
Cellular component (GO): cell periphery; cell septum
Molecular function (GO): chitin synthase activity
Source: RefSeq, a predicted model, not a curated record